This is a messenger RNA of Scomber scombrus (Atlantic mackerel), 2218 nucleotides long. It is a transcript of the gene bnip1a, whose product is annotated as BCL2 interacting protein 1a. The transcript has 6 exons. Gene Ontology annotation, cellular component: SNARE complex; endoplasmic reticulum. The record is from RefSeq and is a predicted model, not a curated record. Gene Ontology annotation, molecular function: SNAP receptor activity. NCBI's taxonomy places the organism in Eukaryota, Metazoa, Chordata, Actinopteri, Scombriformes, Scombridae. The coding region runs from base 7 to 693 and encodes 228 amino acids. Gene Ontology annotation, biological process: retrograde vesicle-mediated transport, Golgi to endoplasmic reticulum.
GGCAACAUGGCGUCGUCAAAGGUCCACGUCCGAAUAUGUGAACAAGAAAUACUCAAAUAUGACUUGGAAAUCAAAGCUCUCAUCCAGGAUAUCAAUGAGUGCACAGGUCCUCAGAGCCAGCUGACAGAACUGAACGCAGAGGUGAAGAAGAGUUUUCACAACCUCAGAUUGCGGAUUCAGGAUUUAGAGCAGAUGGCGAUGGAGCAGGACAAAGAGUCCGACAAACAAGGCUUGAUCGGUCAGGUGGAGGGACACAAAAAACAGAUGCUGAGUAACCAGACGACUUGGAGGAAAGCCAACCUGGCCAGCAAACUGUCCAUCGACAAUAUGGAAAAGCAGGCGCUUCUUAGUGGAUCAGAUAGUGCUGCAAGACAGCGCAUGAUGACCAAAGAGGGGCUGGCCCAGACAAGCAGUGACAUUACAGAGAAUCUUAUGAGCAUCAGCCGGAUGAUGGCCCAACAGGUUCAGCAGAGCGAGGACACCAUGACAUCACUAGCGACCUCGUCGAGGACGAUGCAAGAGACCAAUGAGGAGUUUAAAACCAUGACGGGGACCAUCCAGCUCGGGAGGAAACUCAUCACCAAGUACAACCGCAGGGAGCUCACUGAUAAGCUGCUCAUCUUCCUGGCGUUGGCCCUCUUCCUCGCUACAGUUCUCUACAUCCUUAAAAAGAGGCUGUUCCCCUUCCUGUAGACCAGGUUUCUUUGAGGAGGCUCCACCAUAACCACAUACAGUACUUUCCCAUGGUCAGCACAAAUUAUUUAAACAACUCUGAAUGCUCCGUGUCAUAUUACACACACAUUACACACCAGCGUCUGCUCACUGGAAUGUGGACUGCUCACUGGUUUAACUGUGCCACUUCUGAGGGGGAAAUACUGUCCGUACACACCUAUAGCUCCAUGCAGCAUUUCUUCAAAACAUUGUGCUCUACAUAGGAAAUGAUAUAUUCUUCUUUAAGAGGAUGUAUUUGUUGGUGGCACAAAUUGCCACGCUCAUCUUCAGUUAGUGUGGCAGUAAUGCUGUGCAUUGCUUUUUAUAGUCAGAUGUAAGAGGACCUAUAUUAGUCUUUUCUUCUUUACAUUCCUGUUAAACACCCAGUACUGCAUUUACAUACUUAUCUAAUAUGUGCAGUUAAUAUACUCGCAGAUUGAAGUAUAGAAAUUGAAUUUCAAUUGUCAGAACCCAAAAUAUUUUGGGUUCUGACAAUUGAAUACUUAUUGGGAUAAUUUGCUUACAGCUGUAAAACUCAUGUUGAACACAGACACAGUGACAUCUUGUAGCAAAAGUCACUUUAAGAAAAACCGACUAAAAGAAUUCUGAUCAUCACAAAACAAGAGCUGCCGUUCAUUUCCGUUCCGCAGCUUCUAUGACUUAGAUGUCAUGAGAACAGUAUUAAGGAUGUUUAUGUUUAGAAACAAUAGCAGGACUCAUCUUUGUAAUACUAAGAACUCUACUUCAUAUAUUCCUCAGUAACCCUCAACAGAACUAUAAUAGUUUUGAUUACAUUUGUCGUCAUCUUAAAGUGUGUUUGUGCAAACAAUGUAAAAUAUUUUUUUGCGAUUGUUAUUUAUAAUAAUGUACUGUAUAAUUACUGUAAUUUAUUGCUGCAUUAUAAUGAGUUAAUGCUAUUUUUGAGGGAACAGGACUAUUGAAAUGCCUUACUUAUGAACUUACUUACUAACCGCACUCACUCGCUUUGUGUGUGUCACUCGCUGGAUGAUCAGAACGCUACACUGUAUUUGCACUUCAAAAUGUCCUUAUAUUUAAUUCAGUUGGCAUGCAAGCUGAAAAAGUACUUUUUUUCAAAGUAAGCGUGCACACUCUGCUCAGUCUCUGCCUGUGUUCGCUAGGCUCUGGUCUGCAGCAGAGCAGAAAAAGCUCAGAAAAGCAGUGGCAGCGAUCACACUGGCAGAGAUAGAACAGCAUGCAUCCCUGCCUUUCUUCAGAUAAGACCCGGAAAAGCAGAUUAUUCCGACCCGUUUCCCUCUCCCUUUCCAGGGUGGGUGGAGGGUGAGGGGGGAUAUUUUUAGGUUUGCGUGGCUUUGUUAUCUGACGUUGCCUUUUCAACACCUCGGAGGAGAGGGUGGCCAGAGGGGCUACAUGACCUUGCUACCCUUUCUGCAAUUCCCUGGCGUUGCUAUUCUGUUUAACUAUGUAAAUGUUGUCAGUAUUGAUUACACAUAAAUAAGCCUUCUUGAUGUUGGCUUGAUGUUUAAAA